AUGCAUCCCAUUCGAAUUCAUAAAGUUAUCUCUCUGAUGAAUUCAAUGUUUUAUCGCUUUGGAUUUUGGCAUCGCGGUGUUGAACCUACAGUUGAGGAGAUCAGAGUUAAAUUUUUCUACUGCAUUUAUUACUCAUUUUACGUUCUCUCAUUGGUUAUCGGAUCAAUUAAAUGUCAAAAAAUGGGCGAGUCGAUCUACCUAGCAGAUUUAUCAGUGGGAGCUUUUGUUGUGUGCGUAAAAGUUUGGAUUCUAGUUUGGAAGCAGGACGAAAUAAUCAAUUUGUUGGAUCGAGUUUGUGUCUUUUUGAUUCGAAAUUAUGGUGACCACAAUCGUUUCAACGAAAAACAUGAAGGAUUCAUUAAAUUUGUGAUUGUAUUCGUAAUGAUUGUAAUUAUCACUGGUUUAUCGGUUGUAUUUUUAUCAUUUACUGGAAAAGAGAAAAAAUUGUUUUUGGGUAUUGGGUUUCCCUUGGAUUAUAAAAACAGUGACAUUGCAUUCUGGAUCGCAACAAUUUUUAUUUUCAUUGGUGUCCUUUUGUCGAUAGUUGCUAUUUUUUUCACCACAGUAAUUUGGUAUUUGCUUUUCAUGUGCACCCUGAGGUAUGAAGUGCUAGGAAGUGAAUUGAAGAAUAUGGGACGAAUUGACGAAAGUGGAAAUGGAAAAAUGACGGUAAGGCAAAUGCGCAACCAUUUUUUUGAAGACGUAAAGAGGUCAAUCGUUGCUCACCUACACUUAACGGGACUAACAAGCGAUGUGGAGUCUUUCAUCUUAGACCUGUUUCUCAUUCAGUUCGGCACCAGCGGUUUGUGUAUCUGUGGAUCCGUUUAUUGCCUUGCAUUUGACGUCGGUGACAAUCUUCUGGAGCGUGUUUUGCACAUUUUUGUGCUUAUCUACUUCAUUGCCGAGCUAUUUAUGAUCACGUAUUUUGGCAACGAGAUUAUGCUGUCAAGUAAUCGCCUCUCCUACAGUUUAUUUGAAUCUGAAUGGUAUGAUCAGCCACAGUCAACCAAAACGAACAUCUUGAUUUUUGGUGAAUAUUUGAAACAAUCACAAGUGCUGGUGAUUGGCAAAUUGUACCCACUAACUUUGGAGACAUUUACAAGGAUUUUGAACUCAGCUUACAGCAUGUUCAACAUUUUGAAAAGUUUUUAG
Messenger RNA from Bradysia coprophila, 1152 nucleotides. Its product is annotated as odorant receptor 23a-like. Lineage: Eukaryota; Metazoa; Arthropoda; Insecta; Diptera; Sciaridae. Gene Ontology annotation, molecular function: olfactory receptor activity; odorant binding. Gene Ontology annotation, biological process: detection of chemical stimulus involved in sensory perception of smell; sensory perception of smell. The record is from RefSeq and is a predicted model, not a curated record. Gene Ontology annotation, cellular component: plasma membrane.